Molecule: messenger RNA, 743 nt
Organism: Notothenia coriiceps (black rockcod)
Lineage: Eukaryota; Metazoa; Chordata; Actinopteri; Perciformes; Nototheniidae
Gene: gatc
Product: glutamyl-tRNA amidotransferase subunit C
Exons: 4
Coding region: 190-720 (176 amino acids)
Biological process (GO): glutaminyl-tRNAGln biosynthesis via transamidation; mitochondrial translation; regulation of translational fidelity
Cellular component (GO): glutamyl-tRNA(Gln) amidotransferase complex; mitochondrion
Source: RefSeq, a predicted model, not a curated record
GGAAGUACCCUCUCGCUUCCCCUAGUCCCACAACAUCCCGUGAGCUAACGUUAGCCACAGCAGGUCGUUAGCUACAUGUGCUAGUUUAGACCUCAGUACUGACCUUCCUGUUUAGUUAUUUAUUACUCAAAAAAUGUGACAACUUUGAUAUACUUCUCGGGCAUAUCUCACUACCUUAUUAUUCGGAACAUGUCGGUGGUAAGUCUCGCUGUGAAACGCUCCUGUCGUGGCGUGUCACUUAAAUCAUGUAACCUGUUAGCUAACGAUGGAUACUCAAUAACAAACGAGGAGAUCUUCCACAGAAGAAGGAAAAUCUUCCUGCAGAGCCACAACACACAUUUAACGCGACUGUUGAGCUCUCGACCACUUAACUCCAGGGUACCAGAGGCUGCAACAUGGGAACCAGUACCAGAGGACCAACUUCCCCCGCCUGUGCAUAUCCCUGCCGACCUGGUGGACCAACUGGAGCGACUGGCGUUGGUGGAUUUCCGCACCAAACAGGGACUCGCCUGUUUGGAGGAAGCCAUCAGAUUUGCAGAUCAGCUUCAUGCUGUUGACACUUCAGGGGUGGAACCAAUGGAUUCAGUUCUGGAGGACAGGUCAUUAAACCUUAGGGAGGAUGCAGUGACGGAAGGGGACUGUGCUGAAGAACUGCUUCAGCUCUCCAAACACACUGUUGAAGAAUAUUUUGUGGCACCACCAGGUGAGAAAAAAACCUGAAUACAUGUAUUUUUAAACAUUAG